AUGAAUUCUUGGUUCACCAUCUCCCACUCUCUCUUCUCCUUCUUCUUCAUCAAAAUUUUCAGUACCGAAGCUGCCCCAACUUACCUAUCUCAUGCUUGUCCAAACACUACCCUCUUUACUCCUAAGUCCGCCUACCAAUCCAACCUCAACACCCUCCUCUCUUCCCUCUCCUCUGCCGCCGCCGAUGGUGCUGAUGGCUUCGCCAACGCUACUGUCGGCCAAAACUCUCCGGACCAGCUUUAUGGGCUUUUCCUCUGCCGCGGUGACGUCAAUACUGCCACAUGCAGCGACUGCGUGGCCACCGGAAAACAGGAUAUACUCCAAAGAUGCCCCAACCAGCGAGUCUCCGUGAUCUGGUACGAUGAGUGUAUGUUGAGGUACUCCGAUGGGUCCAUCUACUCGGUCAUGGAACAAGUGCCUUCUUUCAAGAUGUACCACACCAGGAACAUCACCAAUCUAACCCAGUUCAUGCUAGUCCUGGGAGAGACCAUGGACGACAUCACUGCGAGGGCUUCAGUCGGCAAGUUAGGGAAGAAAGUCGCGGUUGCGGAGGCAAACUUUACGAGCUUGCAGAAGCUGUACACACUCGCACAGUGCACACCAGACUUGAUGGUGUCCGAGUGCAACACAUGCCUCCGGGCGGCAAUCGCGGGCCUCCCACAGGGGAAGCAAGGUGGGAGGUUGUUCACUCCGAGCUGCAGCAUGAGGUUCGAGCUGUACCCAUUUUAUAAUGCCUCGGCCAUGGCAGCCCUGGUGCCUCCGCCGUCCUACCUUCAUUCUCCUCCUGCUCCCGUGACCAGACGUAAAGCACUUCAAAGCAGCACAAUUUACAACAUAACUGCAUCAAGUCCACUGGUUCAGAACCAAACCCUGGUCUCUAGUAGUCAAAUCUUUGAGCUUGGGUUCUUCACGCCUAAUGGAUCAGCAAAGCAGUACCUAGGAAUAUGGUACAAGAACAUGACUCCCUCCAAAAAGUCUGGGUGGCCAACAGGAACAACCCAAUUGGACACACAGAUAAAUCUGCGAGUUUAA
Messenger RNA from Eucalyptus grandis, 1032 nucleotides. RefSeq names its product putative cysteine-rich receptor-like protein kinase 9. The record is from RefSeq and is a predicted model, not a curated record. NCBI's taxonomy places the organism in Eukaryota, Viridiplantae, Streptophyta, Magnoliopsida, Myrtales, Myrtaceae. Bases 1 to 1032 code for a protein of 343 amino acids. The transcript is spliced from 2 exons.